Molecule: messenger RNA, 898 nt
Organism: Mesorhabditis spiculigera
Lineage: Eukaryota; Metazoa; Nematoda; Chromadorea; Rhabditida; Rhabditidae
Source: the annotation of a GenBank genome assembly
CAUCUCCAACGCCGAACCGUCUACAGACGCGCCCGUGGUCAACUUCUGGCUGCAAGCUGACGGCAGCCAAAGACCGGCACAAAUUGUUCCUGCACUCGAACUCGCCGAGCCCUUCGCACCGCCAGCUGAUGGCCGCACGCCGCCCGUCGCCGUCCGAAUCCAACUGCCAGCCGGAUUCGGCCCCCAUGAGGAGGCUCAAAUGGAGCCGGCGCUCGAGCACACAUCCAGCAUCGAUCGGCCUUCAUACGCGGCCAUGGUCAAACUAAAGCUGCAAGGACCGGCAGCACAAAUUGUUCCGGAACUCGCGUCGAACCCGUCGCACCGCCAGCUGAUGCACGCCCGCAGUUCGUCGCCGUACCAAUUGAAGAGCCGGCUGGGUUCCGCCCUCAUCAUUCGACUCAAAUGGAGCCGGCGUUGGACGACGCCACCAACAUCGAUCGGCCUACAUACGCGUCCGUGGUCAAAUCGUGGCUGCAAGCUGACGACAGUCAAGGACCGGCACAAAUUGUUCCUGCGCUCGAACUCGCCGAACCCGUCGCACCGCCGGCUGAUACACGCCCGGAGUUCGUCGCCAUCCCAAUUGAACUGCCAGCCGCUUUCGGCCCCCCAUGAUGAGCCUCAAAUGGAGCCGCCGCUAGACCACUCAUCCAACAUCGAUCGGCCUUCAUACGCGGCCGUGGUGAAGUCGUGGCUGCAAGCUGACGACAGUCAAGGACCGGUACAAAUUGUUCCUGCGCUCGAACUCGCCGAACCCGUCGCACCGCCGGCUGAUACACGCCCGGCGUUCGUCUCCGUCCCGAUCGAAGAGCCGGCUGUGUUCCGCCCACACGAUGAGAUUCAAAUGGAACCGGCGCUGAGACCAUUAAGCCACAUAAUUAUAAAAACGACCGACAGUUUC